AUGGUGAAGAAAGAGGAGGAAUCCGGUAGCGGAACCAGAGAGAAGAACGGUGCCGCUUCUUCUGGUGGCGGCGGUGGUCGUUACGUCGACACUUCGAAGGCGCUCAACCCUAUAUGGUUGAUGAAAUGUCCGCCGGUUGUCGCUCAAUCCUUGCGUGCCCUACCGUCCUCCUCCGAUCCCUCUCUUCCCGGUGCUAAAGUCAUCGUCUCUGUCGAUCCUCUCAAACCCGAAGAUCAUCCAUCCGAGUUUACAAUGGAGUUGGGUGGAGGUGAAGGUAAUGCAUCAAGAUGUUUUGCUAUGGACAUGUCUAAAGACUUCAUGCCUAUGUCUGUCUUUUCUGACUCAACACAAGGAAAAGUAUCAGUGGAGGGGAAAAUAGUGAGCAAGAUUGACAUGAGGUCGGAUAAUCAAAAUCUUGAUGUCUACGGGAAAAUCUGCCGUGAAAGGACACAGAAAUAUACGGUCAAAAAUAGACAGAUACAGAUCAUUGACAAUGAUAAUGGAGCUCACAUGAGGCCAAUGCCAGGGAUGAUCAGUUUUUCAGUUGCUGGACCCGUUGCUGAAAAGAAGAAAGCACCAGCACGAGGAACAGAGACGAAGAGAACUAGAAGAGACCGUGGAGAAAUGGAAGAGAUUAUAUUUAAGCUAUUUGAAAGGCAGCCGAAUUGGAGUUUAAGAAACCUCAUACAAGAAACCGACCAACCUGAACAAUUUUUGAAAGAUAUACUGAAAGAUCUUUGUGUCUACAACAACAAAGGAACUAAUCAAGGCACCUAUGAACUGAAGCCUGAAUACAGAAAAUCUGGUGAUUAG
Molecule: messenger RNA, 813 nt
Organism: Vicia faba (fava bean)
Lineage: Eukaryota; Viridiplantae; Streptophyta; Magnoliopsida; Fabales; Fabaceae
Source: the annotation of a GenBank genome assembly